CAUUGCAGUAUUUCCCCAUUUCACUUCCCAUUUCCCAGGUUUCUUCUACGGAGUAUUUCAUCCCCCUUGACCCCAAAAUUCUGCUACUCCCCCCUCAACUCUCUCGAAUGACGAAAUUAUCGUUGUUCUUUGUGAUUGGGUUCACAAUCAUGAUCACCCUUACCCGUGCCUCAGCAACAUCUGCAUCACUCGAAGAUGCCCCAAAGGAAGCCGCAGCCGCAGCCGCAGCCGCCUUUGUGAAGAAAACAAUUUCUUCUCAUUCGAUUGUCAUCUUCUCCAAGUCCUACUGCCCAUACUGUAAAAGAGCAAAGGCUGUUUUUAAAGAAAUGAAUCUGAAACCUUACAUUGUUGAGCUUGAUGAGAGGGAUGAUGGAUGGCUUAUUCAGGGCGCUGUCAGUGAGACUGUUGGAAGGCGCACAGUACCACAGGUUUUCAUUAAUGGAAAGCAUAUUGGAGGAUCAGAUGAUACUGUUGAUGCCUAUGAAAGUGGUGAACUACAUAAACUCCUUGGUCUUACAUCUAGCAAGGAUGAUCUUUGAGCGUGAUAUGGUCAAUGGCGGAACACAAAAGGAAGAUAACCCACUAGCUCUAUUUUCUUCUGAUUAUUUAUUAUAAAAUGAAAGCCAGUUUUGACAUAUUUAGAUAUCAUUAACAUUUCAUUAUGGCAAAAAAAGGGAAAUCUAGAAAGUGCUGCUUAGCUGUUUUUCAAUCAUUUGUUUUGUUUAUUUUUGUUCUUGUUGGUUACUCUCUGUUGUGGCGGUUUUUUUAUUCCUGUAUUUUUAUUGUAGUACUUGGUUUAGAUGUUCAUGUGUUGAAGGAUUAUCAAAAGAAUUGUUUUAUCAUUAUGGGAGAAAAUAAAUCUUGGUUUAACAAAGGCA
Messenger RNA from Cuscuta epithymum, 878 nucleotides. NCBI's taxonomy places the organism in Eukaryota, Viridiplantae, Streptophyta, Magnoliopsida, Solanales, Convolvulaceae. The record is from the annotation of a GenBank genome assembly.